AAAGCGAAAGUGAAAUUUGAAGCUCUCCUUUCUGGGAAAGCAGCUGCUGGUCUAGGUCAGUUCGACCUGAAGUUAUUUUUGGGAGAUGGAAACAGCCCCGGCUGUGCCGAGAGCACUGGGAGGAGACCCCGGAGUGGGGGGAGAGGGGAGGGGUCUGGAGGCAGGGAGAGCCCAGAGCUGAGGAGAUUCCAAAACUGAGGAGAGCUCAGAGCUGAGGAGAGCUCAGAGCUGAGGAGAUUCCAGGAGCUGAGGAGAGCUCAGAGCUGAGGAGAGCUCAGAGCUGAGGAGAGCUCAGAGCUGAGGAGAUUCCAGGAGCUGAGGAGAGCUCAGAGCUGAGGAGAGCUCAGAGCUGAGGAGAGCCCAGAGCUGAGGAGAGCUCAGAGCUGAGGAGAGCUCAGAGGUGAGGAGAUUCCAGGAGCUGAGGAAGAUCCCGAGCCAGGAUGGGGUCCAACGCCAGCCACUCUGAGGAGGUAAAGGUCAGCCGCUCUGUGGAGAUCCAGGUCUCCAACAACACCAAGAACAUUGUCCUGAAGGAGCCCAGGACCUUCUUGUUCAACGGCCACAGGCUCUGGACCCCCGAGUCCUCGGUGCCCCCCGGCUCCUCCACCACCUGCAAGUUCCAGAGCCACACCUGCCGCUACGGCUGUAAGGGGCUCCUGGCCUUCCAGGCCAAGCCCUUCACCUUGGCCAUCUACUUCUCCAACCCCAUCGACUAUGACGAGUUCUCCCCCGAGAUGGGCCUGGAGCUGUCCCUGGACAAGGUUCACAUGGGGUACCUGGAGGCCGCCUACCACCGCCUGGUCAGGAUCUCCCGCUGCAGCAGCUCCAAUGAAGACCUCGCAUUCCCCUCCGUCAUCCUCAAGGAAUCCCAGGAGACGGCCCGGCUGAACGCCGGCCCCGUCAAGGUGACGGCCACCAUGUCACAGGGCCAGGACACCGUGAUCAAGGUGAAGAUGGAGGAACAGGGGAGCUCCACUGCAGCCUACGACUACGACUGGUUCCACCCCGAGAUGGAUCUGGAGCUGUUCCUGGACAAGCUUCACAAGAAGGGCCCGGACGCCGCCUACCAGGGCCUGCUCAGGAUGGCCCGCGGUGACAACUUCCCCUCCAUGGUCCUCAGGGAGUACCAGGAGCUGGCCAAGAUGAGUGCCGGCCCCGUCAUGCUGUCGGCCGCCAUAUUCCGGGCCUGGGACGCCGUGAUCAAGGUGAAGGUGGAGGAACAGAAGAGCCUGGGCAGAGAGCUCAAAGCCAGGGCACUGCACUUCUAGGAGAAGUGAGAGCCUUCAGCUGGGCCUCGUGGCCAGCCCUGGAACCAGGUCCGAGACCACCUCAGAGCCCUGCAGACCCCGCGAGGAACCCUCAGAUGUUGUGGCAGGGUUCUGCUUUGUGCUUUCAAUUUAAUUUGUGUGCCAGCACCCAUCCUCCCCUUCUCCCGGUAAUGCUGUCUCUCAUUUGUAUCGCUUUGCUCUAUUUUAGAUUCUGUACCCCAGUUGUUAUUCGCACUGUUAGGUGUCAAUGCCUUCACUUGCCAGCUGCCACCCCCUAGAAGUUUCCCUGUUGGCCCUCAAGAAUUUGUCCCCUCCCCAAUCCCUUCCCAACUGUCAAUCCCCUGCACUCCAGACCUCUCUUGUCCCCCUUUUGUUUGCUUUGCUCAAUAAAAGGAGAAUUUCAGA
This is a messenger RNA of Prinia subflava (tawny-flanked prinia), 1673 nucleotides long. RefSeq lists its product as uncharacterized. The coding region runs from base 441 to 1268 and encodes 275 amino acids. The record is from RefSeq and is a predicted model, not a curated record. NCBI's taxonomy places the organism in Eukaryota, Metazoa, Chordata, Aves, Passeriformes, Cisticolidae. The transcript has 3 exons.